Molecule: messenger RNA, 285 nt
Organism: Trametes versicolor FP-101664 SS1
Lineage: Eukaryota; Fungi; Basidiomycota; Agaricomycetes; Polyporales; Polyporaceae
Exons: 2
Coding region: 1-285 (94 amino acids)
Source: RefSeq, a predicted model, not a curated record
AUGGCAACGGAUGCGGCAUCCUUUCGUAAGCUUUACAAACACAGCCCUGGCGAGUUUCAAGAGAUGGUGCACUAUGUGCAUAAAACACUUGGGAAGGACACCUUUACCGGAUUAAUCACACGCCUGCACCAGAACAUUAUCUUAAAACUCAGUGCCUACCUGGAAGAGAAGGGGAAUGGGGUGAAUAGGCCUGAACGCGAAAUAGGUGAAGCUGCAUUGAAGGAUUGGUGGAAUGUUUGGUGCAAGUUGGCGGGCAAGCCGGUUCCAGAGGAGAUUGCAUGGUAG